Messenger RNA from Lasiosphaeria miniovina, 2733 nucleotides. RefSeq lists its product as uncharacterized. The transcript has 2 exons. The record is from RefSeq and is a predicted model, not a curated record. Lineage: Eukaryota; Fungi; Ascomycota; Sordariomycetes; Sordariales; Lasiosphaeriaceae. Bases 332 to 2515 code for a protein of 727 amino acids.
GACACCUGCCGAGACCACCAGCACACAAACAUCACUCACCGAAAAGGCCAAAGAGGCUUUCGACCAGGCCUCGGAGAACCAGCCGACGUCCGAGGCGCGAGAAUCAUUUAUCCAGUCCGCCAAAGACAACCUCGCGACUGCAAGCGGCGUGACCGGCAUUGCCGGCAACAAGUCCGAGCAGAAGCAAUCGGAGGCACAGGGCUCAGAGAAGAGCGCUAAGGAGGCAGCCGAAGAGCAAGUUCCAGGCGAUCUUCAAAAGCCGCCGUCCGAGGCGGCCGGCAAGCCUACGAGCGCUUCGGGGGAGCAGCAAGCACCCUCCGAGCUGCAAGAGAUGGCUCCACAGGCAAUGUCUCAAGAGGGAGGUUCACAGGAACCAGCCGACUGGGAGAAAGCCGCCGCCUCCGCGGCUAGAUCGCAGUACGGCUCAGGGGGAUCGCAACAGCCACGGUCCGCGGCUGCCGGUUCUCAAGCCGGUGAGGACGGCGAAGGCCAGGGCAUCCAGGCUCAUAUCCAGGUAGACCAGCAGUUCAACGAAGAGCAAGAGCCUGCGCCUGACCAGCAGGAGGGCUCGCAAGUGCUGCCCUCUGAAGCUCCGGCUUCGGAGGCAUGCGGCUCGGAAGCCCAAUACACGCAAGGUUCCGGUUCACAAGCGCUCGGAUCUCAAGCGCCCGGCUCUCAAGCUCCUCCCGAGUCCGAGACGGUCGCCGAGCAUCUCGACUUCAGCGUGCUCAAAGGAGGCAAGGUGAACAAGGGCGGCAACAUUGUCAACGGCGACGGCAAGGUAGUCGGCCGCGUGACGUCCGGCAUCCUCCAGUACCUUGUCGGCAAGAAGGUCGACGAGAACGGCGAGAUCUGGAGCGACAACGGCAAGGUGAUCGGCAACGCCGAGCCCAUCACAGACAGCGAGCGCGAGGACAUGAUGAGAGAGCCGUCCCCGUUCGAGAGCUUUCCCGACGCCACCGUCGACGGCAACGGCAUGGUCGUGUCGAACGGCGAGUGGGUGGGCAAGGUCACCGUGGGCGAUGUCAGCGUUCUGCGGGGCAAGCAAGUCGACGCCGACGGCGACAUCCUCGACAAGGGCGGAAACGUCAUCGGCCACGCCGAGCGCUGGGAGCCCGAGCCCGAGCCAGAAGCCGAGCCUGAGCCCGAGGUCGACCGUUCUAUCCUCGCAGGCAAGCGCGUCAACAAGGCCGGCAACGUGGUCGACAGCAGCGGCAACAUCUACGGCCGCGUCAUCGAGGGAGACGUCAAGAAGAUGGUCGGGCGCAUGUGCGACAAGAAUGGGAACAUUCUCAGCGAAAGCGGCGACAUCCUCGGCAAGGCCGACGUCGUGCCCGAGGGCGAGCGCGAGGGCCUGAAAGAAGGCCCCUUCGCCGAGCUCGAGAGCUGCACUGUUGCCAAGGACGGCACUGUUGUCACUCCGGCCGGAGACAUUGUCGGCAGACUCACCCAGGGAGACGGCAAGACACUGUUUGGCCGGCCCGUGGACGAGGACGGAGACGUGCUGGACAGGAAUGGAAACGUCAUCGGCAAGGCCGAGCGCUGGGCACCCGAGGAAGUGGAGAGGAAGAAGAACCCCAUGACGGGCCGUAAGGUCAACCGAGAGGGCAAGGUAGUCGACGAGGAUGGUAACGUCAUUGGCAAGCUGACCUCGGGCGACCUGAACAAAUGCUCGGGCAAGGAAAUCGACGAUGAUGGCGAUGUAGUCGACUACAAGGGCACCGUCGUCGGCCACUGCUCGCUUCUCGAAGACAUCCCGGUGGAGGAGGAGACGGAAGAGCAAAAGCAGCUGAAAGAAAGGACCGAGCAAGACAGGAAGCUGGCAGCGCAGAUGUCUGUCUGCAUCGGACAAUGCCUAGACAAGAUCAAGCCCAUCUGCAGCAUGAUCACCGACGUAAGCUUAUCUCACGCACAAACACACAAGUAUAUAGAAUGCCAAACUGACCCAACCGCGACGCAGAAAAUCGACCAAGCCGAGCGCACGCCCGAGGACGAGCGCGACGAGGAGGCGUUGGUGCAGGCGGUGCGGCCGCUGAUCGAGGAGGGCGGUCGCAUCCUCAAUGAGGCCAAGGGCAUAGUCAAGGGGCUAGAUCCCGACGGACGAAUCGCGGCCAACGCCAAACACAAGACGGCGGCGCGCGAGGCGACACCCGAGGAGUACCACCUGGCCGACGUUCUCAAGGAGCUCACGGGCAGCGUCACCGAGUGCAUCGAGGACGCCAAGCGCAAGCUCGAAGACAUGCCCCACGCCAAGAAAGAGCUGAAUCCCCUCUGGGGGCUGCUCAGCGAGCCUCUGUUCCAGAUUCUUGCGGCAGUUGGUCUGCUGCUGGCCGGCGUCCUCGGGCUUGUGGGCAGACUGCUGAGCGGACUUGGCCUGGGCGGCCUUCUCGACGGACUGCUGGGGACACUGGGCAUCAACCGUGUCCUUGAAGGUCUUGGAGUCGGCAGCAUCACGGGCAAGAAGUCGGCCGGAAAGAAGAAGCAGGGAGGCCUGUUGGGCGGCAUACUAGGGUAGGUUGAAGCAAAAGGAAAAAUGGGCAGUUUCGGGCAGGCAACUGUCGGUGGUUAAGUAAAAAGCGACGGGGAGAAAAGGACAAAGAAAUGAGAAUGGGCUGGUUUUGGGUUAAUGACAAAUUUUCAUGAUUUUCAGUGCGACGAAACACGAUUUACCCGUGGUUGUGGUUGUACUUGAUAGCUGUAGUUGGUUGCUUUAUUUUUGCGAUUGUGUUGAUA